AUGCAAUCUGAGAAAAACAUGUCUUGGGAAAAUUCUGCAGGGCCUCGCCCCAGGACAGCGCUUUGUUUCUCACGGCGUCUCCACGCAGGCGAGCUCCGCCCGCCCCGCACCCGCGGGUUGCCGGGGUCCCGGGUUCGAGCCUACGUGGGACCAGGAGAUGCCCCAGGCCCUCGACCAGCACCACACGCUUCCGUUCCCAGAAAGCGGCCCGGCGCGUCCUAUCUCAAUUUACCCGCCCAGGGGUGA
Molecule: messenger RNA, 246 nt
Organism: Rangifer tarandus platyrhynchus (Svalbard reindeer)
Lineage: Eukaryota; Metazoa; Chordata; Mammalia; Artiodactyla; Cervidae
Source: the annotation of a GenBank genome assembly